AUGGCAAGUUGUAACUCUUAUGACGUCGAUGAUUAUAACACCAAUGGAACGGAAAACUUCCCGUACAAUUUAUCUCUAAAUCGUGCCACACCCGGAAGUAAUUGGAAAAAUUCCGGGGAAAGUGACCUCUUGGUGGAUCGCCUACGUCGUGCUAUGGGCGUUAUGCAACAUCACGAUGCAGUCACUGGAACAGAAAAGCAAGCGGUUGCUUAUGAUUACGCUCGCCUGUUAUCAGAUGGAGUGAAUGAAGGCGAAAAAGUGAUGGUCAAUGCUAUGAGCAAACUGCUGCCGAAUUUCCGUGAACUCAUCAUUAGUCAGGGUCUGUCCUUCUGUACUUACCUCAAUAUCAGUAUCUGUGAUGCCUUGGAAGCUGAAAUCCCUUAUGUGAAUGGGACCGGAUUCGGUGGGGUGUAUGUGAUGAUCUACAAUCCGACCGGUUGGCAUGUGAAAAACUCGUGGUUUCGAUUGCCCAUCUACGUUCCCAAUUUACGACCGGAAUUGGUGAACAUCAAACUGUACGAUUUGCGAACUGGUACUCAAAUUCCAAUGCCAUUUCAACUCGUCCCAAUAUCCACGCGUGUAAGAAGCAUCCCAGAGCGAAGAGUCUUCAAAUCGACAAGUAACAUGGAGUUGGUAUUCAGUGCUUCCGGUACAGGACUUGCGCUUCCUCCAGCUGGAUUUUCCAGCUACUUCCUUAAAAUAACCAAUGAACCUACCGUGCGACCACGUUUCCCAAUUUAUCAUGAACCUACUUGUUCCCAACUUUCUUACAUAUCGAAAACAAUGACGUAUAGAUUGCACGUAGCAGAUCAUGGUCCACGACCGGUUACCAUAAUGGCACUGCACAAGGAUGGGAAGUCAAAACUGAAUGUCACUAUGCAAAUGUUGUACUAUUACGGGGAAACGUCUGGGAUGCAAGCAUCUGGAGCAUAUGUGUUCCUUCCGAAAAUGAAGAACAUUAGCCAAACCUUCCCCGAUCCAAUGGUUAAGAGCUUUUCUGGCGAGUGCGUGGAAGAAGUUCACUUGCACUACAAUGUUUGGGCCACAUUAGUUGUUCGUCUGUAUAGAAACGGGGAAAUCGAGACCGACUGGAUUGUUGGACCGAUUCCAGAUCACCAUCUGCAGUUCAGCCGCGAAGUGAUUAUUCGUUAUCAGGUUACCGGAGAUGGGAUUGAUCCUAGCGUUUCAGGUGAGUUCUUCACGGAUUCCGCUGGAAGGCGAUUGAUUCGACGAGUAAGAAAUGAACGUCCGGAUUGGAACAUUAAUUACAGGUAUCAGGAGACGCAACCAGUGGCCGGAAACUACUACCCAGUAAUUAAUCGUAUAAUGUUGAAAGGAAGUCAACGAGAUGUGAGGCAUCCUCUUAAUUACUGGGAGCAGAACAAUCCGGCUAUGGGAUUCGCAGUAUACACAGACCGUGCACAAGGCGGUUCCAGUCUCCGGGACGGAGAGGUUGAACUCAUGGUUCAUAGACGUCUGAUAAAGGAUGAUGGAUAUGGUGUAGCCGAAGCACUGAUCGAAAACGGAAUUGACCGUCGAGGAUUGAUUGCACGUGGAACUCAUCGACUUCGUCUGGAUGAGUUGCAUGUUAUCGAACGGGAAGAUCAACAACUCGCCAGUAAGCUCGUCAGACCACCAAAAGUGAUUGUUGCACCGGCAAUCAGACCGCCGAACAAACAAGACACUUUACAAUGGAGUGCGCUGAACAAGGAGCUGCCGCCACAUAUUCACCUGCUCAGUAUGAUUGCUUGGCCACUGACACGAGCCACUGCAGAUCCAACGGAACCAGACCAAUUGUUGUUGCGAUUGGAACAUUUGGGAUCAGCGGGCACGUCAGGAGAUGAAGAUUUAGUUUUAACCUCUUUGUUCCGAGGGAUUCGCAUUACCGAUGCGCGUGAAGUCACGUUGACAGCCGAUCAAGAUAGAUUGGUUGCAUUACAUAAGAGAUUGCGUUGGCCCACGGAGCCAGUAUCUUGGCGACCAUAUUCUGCGAACGCCUUCCGUACGCGUGCAACGCAUGACAUCAUUGUCAGGCUGAAACCCAGCACUAUUUCCACUUUCCUACUGAGAUACGAGAUUGAUUGA
Messenger RNA from Echinostoma caproni, 2085 nucleotides. The record is from the annotation of a GenBank genome assembly. Lineage: Eukaryota; Metazoa; Platyhelminthes; Trematoda; Plagiorchiida; Echinostomatidae.